UCUAGACGGGAACCGGAGGCAAGACAUUCACCUGCGUGCUGGUCUUGCUUCGCCGAAUGCGUUACUAUAUGUAUCGAUCUGUCACAGCCCAAGGAAGACACGAUCGGUCGCCUUUACCAUACGCUCAAACUUUUAGGGUUCUACAGCGGCUCUGAUAAGGCUGUUCAAAAAGCAGCAAUGCCUGGAGUUAUGCCCCAUGAUAUCAUUGAUUUGGAUUAUGAUCUCAUGGAUGGAGAAGUUGGACUCAACGAAGUUGAGCUAAAUGAAGUUGAGGGGGUGUUUGAUUCUGUUUGUGCAUUUUGCGACGAUGGUGGUGAGAUUUUAUGUUGUGAGGGAAGGUGCAUGAGAUCGUUUCAUGCAACUGUAGAGGCUAGUGCGAAUAUGUGUCCCUCUCUUGGCUUUUUGCUUGGAGAAUUACAUGGGCUUCCGAGAUUGUCUGUAAAAACUGCAAGUACCAAAAGCAUCAGUGCUUUGCUUGCGGGAAGUUGGGCUCUUCUGAUGUGUUCUCAGGUGCUGAGGUCUUCCCCUGUAUUAGUGCUACAUGCAAUUAUUUUUAUCAUCCACAUUGUGUGGCAAAAUUGCUUUAUCGGGAGAAUAAAGCUGCUGCAGAAGAGCUUGAGAGGAAUAUUGUUGCAGGGGAUAUUUUACAUGCCAGAUCCAUAAGUGCUGUGUUUGUAAACAAGGAGAGAAUAAGGAGGACAGUCAAUUGCAGUUUGCUGUAUGUAGACGAUGCCCCAAGUCGUACCACAGGAAAUGCUUGCCAAGGGUGAUUGCUUUUGAAGAUAUAGAGGAGGAAGGUAUAAUAACAAGGGCUUGGGAAGGUCUAUUACCCGACCGUGUACUAAUAUUCUGCUUAAAUCAUGAGAUUGUUGAAGAACUUGGAGCUCCAAUAAUAGAUCACAUAAAAUUCCCUGGCAAUUAAGAUGGCACUCGAACAAAGGAAGGCAGCCAUGGAAGAAAAGCUGGGGGCCUAUACUGAUGAGGACGAGUUUACAUGCCAGAGAAUCUAGAGUCGGAGCCAGUAUUUAGAAUAUACUUUUAAUUAAGUGCUUUAGCACAGUAAGUAGUUAUGUUUACAUGUUAGUGUGAUGCUUUUGAAUUGAAGAAGUUUACUAUUUAAGUUUCUGUUUACGAGUUGUAUGGACGUUUUAUUAAUUAUGUUACUUAAGACUUGAUAUGCAGUAUUAUAACGACAAUGUCAAACCGUUUGUGAGGAAUUACUAGAUUA
Messenger RNA from Juglans microcarpa x Juglans regia, 1228 nucleotides. RefSeq lists its product as uncharacterized. The transcript has 8 exons. The record is from RefSeq and is a predicted model, not a curated record. The coding region runs from base 178 to 663 and encodes 161 amino acids. Lineage: Eukaryota; Viridiplantae; Streptophyta; Magnoliopsida; Fagales; Juglandaceae.